GAAAUGUUAUAGAUAUUUUUAAUGAAUAAUUUGAUUCACAAUGUUUUUAUUAAUUACAUUUAUUCCUUUAUUAACUGUGAUAAGUUCAGAAUUAAACAUUAACAGCACAACAUACAAAAUUAAAUAUAUUUUGAAUAAAUACAAGUCUUUUCGAACGCGGCGAUGUGUUAACACGGAAAAUGGAGAAUAUCUGAAAAUUAACAAUUUUGCAGAGAACAUAUUAAGAGUUUUGGAGAAGACCGAGAGGUUCGGAGAAUAUUUGAAGUAUGUUAACGUGAGUGACUGUCAUGUUGGUGAAAGUGAUAAUGUGUGUACAAAACAACAUGUUUUCAAUGGAUUGCUGUUACAUGAAGAAGUGCCCGAGACGCACUGGGAGGAAUAUAAGACAGCAUACAACAAGGACUAUGCAACUGAUCGUCACGAGAAAUCUGCAUUAUCAAUAUGGAGGGACAAUUUGAAACGGGUCGCAAAACAUAAUCAGUUGUAUCUAGCAGGAGAGCAGACAUAUUCACUGCAUCUCAAUUAUUUUGGAGACUGGCCAAUAACAGCAUACAUCAGACAGCUGCUAAAGCUAAUAAAAACCAUACCUCUGUUCGACCCAGCAGAAGAUCGUAAGAAGACAACAUACCGCAACAAUUUGCAUCGCAAGAUACCGAAAAAGGUGGACUGGCGUGCGGAAGGCUACACUCCCAAGCGAGAGGAGCAAUGGCAUUGCGGCGCGUGCUACGCGUUCGCGGUUGCGCACGCGUUGCAGGCACAGCUUUAUAAGAAGCAUAGGAACUGGAAGGAACUCAGUCCUCAACAGAUCGUGGAUUGCAGCUUCAGGGAUGGUAACUUGGGCUGCGAGGGAGGGUCGCUUCAAGCUGCUCUGAGAUAUGCUGCCAGAGCUGGACUGACAACGGAGACUUAUUAUCCUUAUAUUGGGAAGAAAGGGCGUUGCCACUACAACAGUCGCACAGUGAGAGCCAGGGCGCGGCGUUGGGCCACUUUACCGGCGGGCGAUGAGGAGGCCAUGGAACGAGCGGUGGCCACUAUUGGGCCAUUGGCCGUAGCUGUCAACGCUUCUCCUUUCACCUUCCAACUUUACAGAAGCGGUGUAUAUAACGACCCUUUCUGUGUUCCCUGGAAACUCAACCACGCGAUGUUAUUAGUAGGAUACACCCCGGAAUAUUGGAUCCUACUGAACUGGUGGGGGAAACAGUGGGGUGAGGAUGGGUACAUGAGGAUCCAAAGAGGCUUCAACAUUUGCGGAGUGGCAAAUAUGGCGACGUACGUCGAAAUAUAAGAACUGAAAGAGAAACAUUACAAAAAUAAUUAAGUAACUAUUUAGAGUUGUCAGAGUCAAAGAUUAAAAACUAGCGGAUAUUCGGCGUGUGCUUCUACGCUAAAAACCCAGCCAAGCUCGAGUCAGACUCGCGCACUGAGGGUUCUGUACUACAGAAGAAGGAAAACGAUAAGAAUUACGAAUCAUUCAUUAAUAAGAGUGAAUAGGCAUCUUCUAGGUAAACGCGUCCCAUCUUAGGCCACAUCUUCACUUUCCAGGUGGGAUUGUGGUCAAGCGCUUGGCUAUAAUGAAUAAAAAUAAAUUAAAAA
Messenger RNA from Maniola jurtina (meadow brown), 1593 nucleotides. RefSeq names its product procathepsin L-like. The record is from RefSeq and is a predicted model, not a curated record. NCBI's taxonomy places the organism in Eukaryota, Metazoa, Arthropoda, Insecta, Lepidoptera, Nymphalidae. The transcript has 9 exons. The coding region runs from base 41 to 1285 and encodes 414 amino acids. Gene Ontology annotation, cellular component: lysosome. Gene Ontology annotation, molecular function: cysteine-type endopeptidase activity.